Serpula lacrymans var. lacrymans S7.9 is the source of this 516-nucleotide messenger RNA. RefSeq lists its product as uncharacterized. Lineage: Eukaryota; Fungi; Basidiomycota; Agaricomycetes; Boletales; Serpulaceae. The record is from RefSeq and is a predicted model, not a curated record. The transcript is spliced from 3 exons. The annotation marks the transcript as partial.
AUCUCGUGGUCACAGUCCGCAGAGGAGGUUUUCGAAGUUUUCCGCACGGCUUCAGAUAAUGCGCGUUUACAUAGGCCUGUCAACUCGAACAGUAAGUGGCAGGUUGCGGAAAAUGGAAGCGAGAUAGAUCCUGCCAAUCGCAUGGGCUCUCCUAGGGCUGUUCGCGCGUACUGUCUUGCGCCUAUAGACAUGACUCGAAGCAGAUGGGCACCGGGAAUAUUUACUCGGAUGUGUAUUUCUUCUCUAAUGCCACUUUUACUGCAAUGGGGAACUAUUGCCGCCGCAUUAGCAGGUAUAAUUUACACUCCUCCCACAGGUUUAGGAUGUCGGUCUCUUGGUUACCUCCUUUACGGAGUUGUUUCAACGCUUGUAUGGCUGCUGUUGGUCGUCUCCGGUGUUUUUGCUCAUUAUGCUUCCCACCGACCCAAAACUACUUCGACUGUGCUGGAUUGGGAAAGUGACGGCUAUUCUGAACGGCAUCUGGGUAAUUACAAUGUGUAUAAUGCAGCUCAGUAA